This is a messenger RNA of Monoraphidium neglectum, 2550 nucleotides long. RefSeq lists its product as hypothetical. Gene Ontology annotation, molecular function: ATP hydrolysis activity; ATP binding; ABC-type transporter activity. Lineage: Eukaryota; Viridiplantae; Chlorophyta; Chlorophyceae; Sphaeropleales; Selenastraceae. The record is from RefSeq and is a predicted model, not a curated record. Gene Ontology annotation, cellular component: membrane. The coding region runs from base 1 to 2550 and encodes 849 amino acids. The transcript is spliced from 14 exons.
AUGCUCCGCACGCCCAGCGAAACGUCCGUCUCGCAAGCCAGCGCGGGCGUGGGCGCGCUGCGCGACACGGCCGAGCUGAUAGAGGCAGCGUGCCAGCUGGCACCGCUGAGCGAGGAGGGUCGGCGACGAGUUGUGGAGCCGGCACUCCGGGCUGGAGAGGAGGCGCUGCUGAGCAGGCUGCGAUUCAGGUUUGACCGUGCCGGGCUCAAGAUCCCCAGCACGAGGGUGACCUACAAGGGGCUCACCGUGGAGCGCGCCGCGGCUGUCGGCGCGUCCGUGCGUGUGCCCACGGUCGCGUCCGUGCUGCAUGACGCGCUGCGGCGCGCAGCGGGCCGUGGGCGGGGCGGCAGUGUGCGCGCGCUGGACGGCGUUGCGGGGCUGCUGCGGCCCGGCACGAUGACGCUGCUGCUGGGGCCGCCUGGCAGCGGCAAGACCACCCUACUGCGGGCCCUCACCGGGCGCCUGCCGCCCGACCGCUACACACGUGUUGAGGGGACUGUCCGGCACAACGGCCACGACACCACGACCUUUUCCGUAGUGCGCAGCAGCGCGUACGUAGGGCAGUCAGACCAACACCUGGCGGCGCUGACCGUGCGCGAGACCUUAAAUUUCUCGGAGGCUUGCCUGGGGCCGAGCGAGGUGGCGGGGCGGCUGCUGCGGGGCGUGGCGGAGUGGGAGGCCGCGCACGGAGUUGAGAAGAGCGACGAGGACGAGAAGGCGGAUUCUCUUAUGGCACAUUGGGUGGCGGGGCACCAUGGUGUCAUGACAGAAUAUAUGCUGAUGGUCCUGGGGCUGCAGCACGCGGGGGACACACUCGUGGGUGACGCCAUGCUGAGAGGCAUAAGCGGCGGCGAGAAACGGCGCGUGACCGCGGGGGAGAUGCUCGUGUCCAACGCGCAGGUCUUCUGCCUCGACGCCAUCAGCAAUGGCCUGGACAGCGCCGCCACGCUCGACAUUGUGGCGUCGCUGCGCCGCACUGCGCGGCUCAUCGACGCCACGGUUGCGGUGUCGCUGCUGCAGCCCGAGCCCGAGGUUGUGGCGCUGUUCGACGAGAUCAUAGUCCUGUCCGAGGGGCGCGUGAUCUGGCACGGCCCAGCGAGCAAGGCGCUGCUGCACUUUGCAUCCCUGGGCUUCCAGUGCCCACCUGGGCUGGACGUGGCAGACUUCCUGUUGCUGGUGGCGUCUCCCCAAGACCACGCAAUGCUAGCUGGGCCUGCCGGCGGCGGCGCUCCCAUGGCGUACACCGGCGCGGCCAUGCCUGCAGGGAGCGGCGCCAUGUUCACCAGAUCGGUGCCAAGCUUUGGCUGCGGCAAAGGUGGCGGCACAGAGCCGGGCGCUGUUGAUUGGCGUGAGUGGACAGCAAAGGAGCUGAGCGACGCUUUCUGGGCCUCUGAUGACGGGCACAGCCUGCAGGCGGCCAUCCACGCUGACAUCAGCGUCCCACCCGAACAAGACCACACCCUCCUCUUCACAGCCAAGUACGGUGCCCCCUGGCACACCAUGCUCGCCGCCUGCCUCCGCCGCGCCGUCACGCUUGAGUGGCGCCGCAACUGGCCGGCGCUGGUGGUGCGGUGGCUCAUCUCCCUGGUCAUUUCGGUUGUCGCGGGGUCCAUCUUCUGGCAGCUUCCUGCGACCUUCCAGGGGGCCGUCUCGGCGAUGGGCAUGCUCUUCUGGGUGCUGUGUUUUGUGCUGGUCGUGACGGUGCCGACAGUGGAGCUGACGUACAGCCGGCGCUCGCUGAUGUUGCGGCAGCGGAGGGACAGGUUUUACGCGGGUUGGAUGGAGGCGGUGCCGCAGGUGCUGGUCAACCUGCCGGUCCUGGCGGUGGACGUGCUCGUCAUGGGCAUCCCGGUGUACUUCAUGGUGGGGUUCACGCCCGCGUCGGGCCCCUUCCUCACGUUCCUGCUCAUCAUGCUGGCCCUUAACGUCGCGGUGGACAACUUCUACAGGCUGCUGGGCGCCAUCAUGCCCAGCCUGCCAGUCGGCAUAGCCAUUGGCGUAACGAUCCUCAUCUCCUUUGAGCUGCUAGCAGGCUUUACUAUAUCACCCGCCAAGAUCCCUCAGCCGUGGAAGCUGGUCUACUACCUCAACCCCCUCGCGCACGCCUACCGAGCCGCCGCGCUCAACGAGCUGCGCGCCCCGCGCUGGACCUCCCAGCCGGCGCCGGCAGCGGCCGCCUUCGCACCUGCGCCGGCUGCCGCCUCUGCCACCGGCGGCGGGCUGGACGGCGAGGCGGCCGCGGUGUCACAGGUGUCCCAGCAGUCCCUCAGCGAGGCGUUGAUUGCCUUUUUUGAGCUGGAGCUGCCCGGGGACUGGGUUUGGCUGGGGAUUGCCGUCCUGCUGGCGUGGUCGGCGCUGUAUGUGGCGGGGGUGAUGGUUGCCUACAGCCUGUUUAAGCCGCUUCCUACAAAGGCGGUGGUGGUGGAGGACGAUGGGGAGCAGCGGGAAGGGCAGCAGGGCAAGGAACAGCAGCGUGCCCCAGGGGCCGACGCGGCAACGAUGGCGGCGGCGGCGGCGCAAGGGAAUGGGGGCGACGGUCUGAGCAAUUGA